UCAGUGGGACGAUAGCCGAGGUUUUAGUGAAUGUAAACGCGUUUUCUCUGCGUGCUUGAGCUUGCUUGCCUGCCUGCCUGCGUGUCUUUCUUGUUUCUAUUGUUUCUUCUUCUUCUUUUUCGUUUUUUUUUUCGUUUUUCUUUUCACUUCUCUCUCUCUCUCUCUCUCUCUCUCUCUGUCUCUCUCUAUCUAUCUAUCUAUCGCUCUCUUAUUCUAUUAUCAUCUUUCCUUAAUCACAAACCAACGAACAAAAGAAGAUAAAUCCUUUUGUUUCAAGUUUAUUCGAAUUUAUGAGGAUAGAGGGAGAUAGAUAUGUGGAUAUGGAAGAGGGGGGGUUGGUUUUGGUUGGCAAUCGAAAAUUUUCAUAAUUUUCUUUUGCAAAAACUUUGUCAUUUUUCGUGCUUAGUAUUAUACGAGAACGUCGUUAUCGUGCCGGUUUAAAAAAAAAGGAUAUCAUUGGGAAUCCUGAACUGUCGUUGGUUCUUCUUUCUUGUGGCUGAAAAAGGAAAGGAAAGGAAAGGAAAAGGAAAGGAAAAAAGAAAAGAGAAGAAAAGAGGAAAAAGAAGGAGAGUGCAGUGCGUAUCUACUUACCUGUUUUAUAUCCUCCUCCCCUGCCACGUUAUGCAUGGCCGGUGAAAGUUUGCUUCAACGAGUGCAUUGAUCUACUGAAGUUAAGAGAGCAGAAGAACGCAGGUGACGUAAGUCGAGACGACGGCGUACCAGAGAGAGAAAGCUUCGAGGAAGCUAGAGGAGGAGGUGGAGGAGGAGGAGGAAGAGGAAGAGAUAGAGGAGGAGGAAGUUGAGAAGGCGAAAGAGGAAGAGAAAGAGGAAGAAGAAGAGGACGAGAGGUGGCGUAAAAGAAGGAAGAGAAGAAGAUCGUUGAGGAGCGAACUUUCUAAAAGAAGAAGAAGUAGCAGCAGCAGCAGCAGCAGCAGCAGCUGCAGCAGCUGCAGUGGCAGCAACAACACCAGCGGAGAAAGUAAAAGGCUGAGGAAUAAAGGAGGUGAGAUGUGCAGAAGGAGGAGAAUACGAAGAAACUCUUGGUGCGUGUUUGUGUAGAUCAUCAUUGAAGAUUGAAAGAAAAAAAUUCAGAAAAAGAAUAGUAAUAAUAAUAAUAAUAAUAAUAUAAAAAAGGAAAAAGGGGAGAUAAAUCGAAAGAGGAAGCAAAUAAAAGGGACAUUUUGUUGUGUGUGAUUAGAAUAUAAAAUAUAUAUAUAUAUAUAUAUGUAUAAAUAUAUAUAUAUAUAUAUACAUAUAUAUAUAUAUAUGUGUGUGUAUAUAUAAGUGAAGUUUAAUUGCUUUAAAAGUGUCACGGGGUUUUGAAAGUGAUUAAAAGGAGUGUGAUUCGCUGGGCCUUAAAAGGCUGUGAAGAUAUCAAGGAGGAUUAGAUGGUGGAGGUGCUCGAGGGCCUGGCUCUGGAGGCAACGGGGCCGUGCAGGGCACCUCGCACCUAUCCAGGGCCGGGCAAGCUAGCGGCCCUUAAAAGCAGCGUCGUUGCAAUCGUCGACGCUGAUAUUAUAUUAAGACUCGUCUUUCCUCCUUGGUUCUUGGAGCCCAAGAAGGGCUCCUACGUUCGGAGCGAGGCUGGCGAGCGCAAUGUGGCAGAGCGGCGGCAUUGGCGCCCAUGCGGCGAACAAUCCGUGGAUGAAGUUGAUGGGCAUCGUCCACAAGGAAAGGAGACAUCACGAUUCGGGUUCAGUUGCCGCCGCUGCAUCCGGGGUUCAAGGUUCAGCUACCACCGGAAGCAACGAUCGUACCCUCAAUCAAUCGCUGCCGAAACUCAGCAGCCAGGACGAGGAUGGGCCGAACCCUCACACCCAAUACACAGGCGUCACGCACUUCGAGCCCAUACCGCACGAUCAUGACUUUUGUGAGAGGGUCGUCAUCAACGUGAGUGGAUUACGGUUUGAGACACAACUGCGCACGCUAAACCAGUUUCCGGACACGCUGCUUGGCGAUCCGGCAAGGCGGCUUCGAUAUUUCGAUCCGCUUCGCAACGAAUACUUCUUCGACCGGAAUCGGCCUUCCUUCGAUGCGAUACUUUAUUAUUAUCAAAGCGGUGGUCGACUUCGCCGACCAGUCAACGUUCCCCUCGAUGUUUUCUCCGAGGAGAUCAAAUUUUACGAACUGGGCGAACUUGCCACCAAUAAGUUCAGGGAGGACGAGGGCUUCAUCAAAGAGGAGGAGAAGCCGCUGCCGUCGCACGAGUUCCAGAAGAAGGUCUGGUUGCUGUUCGAGUACCCGGAGAGCUCUCAGGGAGCCCGGGUGGUCGCCAUAAUCUCCGUGUUCGUGAUUCUCCUCUCGAUCGUAAUCUUCUGCCUAGAGACCCUGCCAGAGUUUAAGCAUUAUAGGGUCUUUAACACGACGACGAACGGCACGAAGAUCGAGGAGGACGAAGUGCCGGACAUAACGGACCCGUUCUUCCUAAUAGAGACUAUUUGUAUCAUCUGGUUCACGUUCGAGUUAUCGGUGCGCUUCCUCGCCUGUCCAAAUAAAUUUAACUUCUUCCGUGACGUAAUGAACAUCAUCGACAUCAUCGCGAUCAUUCCUUAUUUCAUCACCCUCGCCACGGUAGUGACCGAGGAAGAGGACACGCUUAAUCUACCAAAGGCACCGGUUAGCCCUCAGGACAAGAGCACGAAUCAAGCGAUGUCUCUGGCGAUUCUAAGAGUCAUCAGGCUUGUCAGGGUGUUCCGGAUAUUCAAGCUGUCCAGGCAUAGUAAAGGCCUCCAGAUACUUGGCCGUACUCUGAAGGCCUCUAUGAGGGAGCUCGGUCUGCUCAUCUUUUUCCUUUUUAUCGGUGUGGUGCUAUUUUCAUCGGCGGUAUACUUCGCGGAGGCCGGCUCCGAGAAUUCGUUCUUCAAGUCCAUUCCGGACGCGUUCUGGUGGGCCGUUGUCACGAUGACGACCGUGGGCUAUGGUGACAUGACGCCCGUGGGAGUCUGGGGGAAAAUCGUGGGUUCCCUUUGUGCGAUCGCGGGUGUCUUGACGAUCGCGUUACCCGUCCCCGUCAUCGUCUCCAACUUCAACUACUUCUAUCACCGUGAGACUGACCAGGAAGAGAUGCAGUCACAGAACUUCAAUCACGUGACUAGCUGUCCGUAUCUCCCUGGCACGCUAGGUCAGCACAUGAAGAAGAGCUCGAUGUCGGAGUCGUCGUCGGAUAUAAUGGAGCUGGAAGAAGGCAUUCUGCUGACGCAUCCAGAAAUUACGAAGAAGCCCAACUGCAACCCUCGCCACAAUAAUAAUAUUAAUCCAGCCUGCAUGAGCAUCGAGACUGACGUCUGACUACUAGUGAAGGAGACGGUGGCAGCGUGGUGGCCGGUGUUGGGACAGUUGUCAAAGAGCAGCUGUAACUCCCUACGGUGCCUAACGUAGACCUCCUUCAUAUACAUACACACACACAAAAAAAAAAAAAACAAAAACAAAACAAAAAUCCGUCGUGCCGCGCGCAUGCGCGCAGGCGAACACGCGAGACGUGUUGCGCAGCGCGCGUGGCGCGCUCGAUGUUCGAUCGUGCGCACGCGCGUACGGUUUAUGUCCAGUCUGUCAAUACGAGGGGUGCUUCCAGUCCAAUUGCCAUUGAAAAGAGAAACGAAAGAAGAAAAAGGAAAAUAUAAAAAAAGGUAUAGGAGGAAGAGUAGAGGCGAAUGAAGAGAAGAGACGGUACGAGACGAGACGAGACGAGAUCAGACAAACGAAAAGAGAAGAGGAGGAGAUACGAGAAGAGAAGCAAAGAGGAACGACGAGACGAGACGAGAAAAGGAGAGGAGUGGAGUGGAGUGGAGUGGAGUGGAGUGAAGAAAGGAUCUACGAAUCGUUUGACGACCAAUCGGUACGACAGCGAGCUGACUUCUUCUUCCGUGCGAAGGGAAGUGUGGAAGACGACGACGUGUUCAGGGUAAGAAGAGGAGGACGCUGAGAUAGUGUGCAUCAUCGUCUGAGAAUUUAGGAAGAAAAAUAGUACGGAGGGAAGAGGGGAGGAAAUAUUGCGAGGUGAAAUAGAAAGAAAGGAGAUAGACGGAUAAGAUAAAUAGGCGAGAAUAGAUAAGGAUAGAGAGAGAGAGAGAGAGAGAGAGAGAGAGAGAGAGAGAGAAAGAGAGAGAAAGAGUUGUCUGUCUGUGUAUGAAUGUAUGAAUGCAUGAAUGCAUGCGUGAGAGAGAGAGAGAGAGAGAGAGAGGGAGAGAAAGAAAAAGACAGCCGCUUAAAAAGUGUCACGUAACUCGUCAUCAGGCACUUCGGACGAAAGCAUUCCUCGCGCGUGAAUCCACCCCUCACACCACCGACUCCAGUGUUCAAGAUAAAAAAAAAAAAAAAAAAAAAAGAAAAAAGAGGAAAAAAAAAGAGGAAAGAAAGAUAGAAAGGAAUUAUAACGAGGGAGAAAAAAGAUAUAGAUAAGAGAACGAAAGGUGAACGGAAAAGGACUGUUAGAACACAAAAUUUUCUUGCCUGCCUAUCCUUUUUCUCCCUUCGAGCAUCUCCACCAGAAUAGCGUCCGAUGAUAUAUGGGGAGAGGCACGGAGAGAGUAAGAGGACGGCUACGGACCAUCGGGAAUUAUAUCGAAUAAAUGCUAAUUGAUUAUUGUCGAAUAUAAUAAUUAAUUGGCCGAUUUGACGCAUGACCGAGGUACGUUCAAAUACGUUUUAUCGAUUAAGUAAGGGUGGACUGGUUAAACGGAGAUUCGAGUGCGGCUGCGGAAAGAGUGGACGUGAAAGGGAGAAAGAAAGUUUGAGUGAAUGAAAGAAAAAGAUAAAAAAAAAAAGGUAAGAAAGAGAGGGGAGUGAGAGAGAGAGAGAGAGAGAGAGAGAGAGAGAGAGCGAGAGAAUUGAUCGUGGAUUUGGCAAGAAAAAAAAGAAAAAGAGGAAAAAAAAAAACGGGCAAAAUAAUUCUAGGGGCAGUGUGUCUAGCGGUGGAAAAACCGUUCUACUCGUUUCUCCAUAUUUUUUACUGAGAGUGACAAAUUCGAAGUACAAGUUCUUCGGCUGUUUAAAUUAAUCGCGAUAAAAUGUUUCGAAUGUUAAAUUUCGUUUCUUCGACGGCGAUACUGCAUACUAUCGUACAUGCAUAAUAGAUUAACAUAAAACAUAGUAAACGAUCGCAGGCGUCGAAACGAUAUGGAAUUCACGUUUACGAAUGUGACGCGUGAAACGCAACGUGAUACGAAAUGCUAAAAAAAAAAAAAAAAAAAAAAAACCCUAUAUGCAGUAUUGCAACGCGUUACAGAGUCCGAUCGGUGAUAUUAUUUGAUACGUACGUAUCACAGAUUGAACGUCGUUCGAUUAACUUUUAGACAAGUAAAUGGAACAAGACCGUGUAUCGAGAUUAUCUCGAAUGUAUGUACUUUUGGUAUACCAAUAUCGACGAAUCAAUAAAUUUCCAAAUUUCCGAUUGAUGCGUCUAGCAUAAUCGUUAAGACGGUUGCUUCGUCGUAAGGAAAACAAAAAAAAAGAAAAAUAAAAAAAGAAAUACAGCAAAAGAAAAAAAGAAACCAAAACAAAAGUGAUAACGAAAUUACGAAACAAAGAACAUACGAACGAACGAAGGAAAUAAAAGAAGUAAGCAAGGGAACGAUAUAAAAACAAAAAAAGAAAAAAGAAGAGAGUGAGAGUGAGAAAAAAGAAAAAAAAAAAAAAAACAGGAUAUUACUCUUGUUCGUGCGUGAGUCCCUAAUCGUUCGAUAUUUAUGCUAAAUCGAUAUUUAGAUAACUAAGCGAUGGGAGAUCCACGGCAAAACUAUUUCGAUGAACCGAAAAAAAGCGAGCAAGAAUAAUGAUGGGAGGAAGGGGAAUGAAGGAACCCCACGGAAAAAAAAAAAGAAGAAAAAAGAAAUAAAACGAUGCAAAGAAACGACAUUAUCUUCGACGUUUCGCUAUACUUUUUACGGCUCAAAAAAGGAAGUAACGUCGUGGAAUCGCGAUGACUGCCAUUUUACGAUUAUCUCGCGUAGAUCGUCCGAAUUCAGCCAAUCUCCGAUUACAGAUUACGAUGAUAACUAGUAGUCCUAUUUUAAAUCCGGAUCCGCAUUUGCAACUCGUAUACCCUCGCGAGCUCUAUUUGCCUUCAUAAGAAAAAAGAAAAAAAAAGCAAAAAAGAAAGAAAAAAGACAAAAAAAAAUUCAACGCCGGUACUAUCGAGCGGUCUGCCGUGACGUCUUACGCGCGCAAACUGCCAAAAACGAGACGAUAAUCGAGAGACAGAAAGAGAGGGAUUAGAGAUGAAGUAAACAAAGUCAAAAAAAAAAAAA
This is a messenger RNA of Vespa crabro (European hornet), 6245 nucleotides long. RefSeq names its product potassium voltage-gated channel protein Shaker (gene shaker). The transcript is spliced from 9 exons. Gene Ontology annotation, molecular function: protein binding; delayed rectifier potassium channel activity. Bases 1597 to 3288 code for a protein of 563 amino acids. The record is from RefSeq and is a predicted model, not a curated record. Gene Ontology annotation, cellular component: membrane; voltage-gated potassium channel complex. NCBI's taxonomy places the organism in Eukaryota, Metazoa, Arthropoda, Insecta, Hymenoptera, Vespidae. Gene Ontology annotation, biological process: protein homooligomerization; potassium ion transmembrane transport.